UAAUUUGUAACACUACACAAGAAAUUCGACGAUGGAGCCAUCUAACGGUACUCGGAUUAAGAUCGAAGAUCUUGCCGCAUUCUUCCGUAUGAUUUUUAAGGAGGAGUCUCUCCCUUCGCUCGGACCAUACCGUCGCUACGGGGCCUCGAUCGUUCUAACGCACUCACCGUGCCAUUUUCUACCACAUGGAAUAUUCUUUCUCUGGUGGUGGUCACCAGCUGGUGAUUGUAACGACACGACCAGUCGAAGGGUAACGUAUACAUGUUGGUUUUGGAUUCCGCUUUUGGCGGUUUCAAACGGCGGCCCCGAAAAGAACACGUCCUCGAAGAUGCGUCCUACCGAUAAUAUGAGUAUCCUCAGGGGUUCUUCGUCGAAGUCGACGUAUGUCUCUUCUCUAAUUAUAAGAAAAAUCGGGAAACAAAGCUGUACCAUCAAAAAGCAUACAAGCGUCAUCGUUCUGAAACAUAAACAGGUAGGUAACCCUCAAGCAUGGAAAUUUCUGAGGGCCGAGCAAUCGGCCAUCUUGUCGGUGAAUUAUUUAUCUCGAUAGUUGACAGAGGGGAUGAAGAAGCCCCUCGAUGGAAGAGGAUGCGCUACUCGGACAUGGUUCUGAGCACGUACACCGUAUUCACCGACGAUGAUCACGUUUCUUUCGUUUUCGAAUCGACGGUAUAUCGUUCGUUGGAAAUCCUGUUACCGGACAUCGCUGUUUGCAUCUUUUAUAACCAGCUCGAUGUACCCACAAACGCGUAUUCGAUUCCAGACGACAGAUUCCAAUCGUAGAAGCUUUUUUUUUUCUUUCGUUUUCUCUCUCUUUCUCUUUUCACGAUAUCUAAUUAACUAUA
Molecule: messenger RNA, 845 nt
Organism: Vespula pensylvanica (western yellowjacket)
Lineage: Eukaryota; Metazoa; Arthropoda; Insecta; Hymenoptera; Vespidae
Exons: 4
Coding region: 32-550 (172 amino acids)
Source: RefSeq, a predicted model, not a curated record